Molecule: messenger RNA, 634 nt
Organism: Schizophyllum commune H4-8
Lineage: Eukaryota; Fungi; Basidiomycota; Agaricomycetes; Agaricales; Schizophyllaceae
Exons: 2
Coding region: 237-560 (107 amino acids)
Source: RefSeq, a predicted model, not a curated record
GGGUGGGGUGGGGUGGGGUAGGGGGGGAUACCAACGAAGGGGAGGGUGGGGUAGGGUAGGGAGUCGACGUAGGGGUGGGGUAAGGUAGGGAAGGUGAGGGUAAAGUAGGAAAUAGGUAGGGGAGUAAGCACACACCUUGAAUUGACCUAUCCAUCAUCAGUCGAGGGCGGGCAGGGGAAGAGAUAGGGUGGAGGCUAUAGUAGACGAAAGGGAAGACGGAGGGGAAGGGAGGGGAGAUGGAGGAGAGGCGGGUAGGUGAGUCUCGCGCGUCGUCUGCUAACCCUUCGCACCCCUUCGCGACCUUGCCCUUUCCCUUCACCCCCUCUCCCUCUCCCUUCGCGCUCCUACGCCUGUCCCUUCGCGCUCCUUCGCCUGCCCCUUCGCGCCCCCUCCCCCGCUCGUUUCGCGCCCCUUCAUCUCCUUCUACCUCGCCACCCUUCCUCGUCCUCCUUCACCGCUCACCCUCUCCCUUCGCGACUCCCCCUUCCCCCUUCGCUUGGCAUCUUCCCCUCCCUUCGCUCCUCUCCCUUCGCAUAGCACCUCCUCCUUUCGUCGGCUGACCGUCCCCCUUUGGCACCCUCCUCCCUUUGCAUAUCCCCCUCGCGUCCCCCUUUCUCUCCCCGCUUCCACCUCC